AUGACCAGGAAGCAUUGUCAAUCAAAUAUGUAUGCUCGGCCAGCAGUAAUGACGAGGGAGAGCGUGCAAACGAAGUCUCUGCACCGGCAAUAUAGCCUGUGUGUGCGCGGAUCGAGAAGGCUGCAAGAUGUGUGCGCUGUUGCGCCACCUUUCAAAACCAGUGUGGUGGAGGACUCAGAAGAUGGAGUUGCCGGCAGAGCCAUCCCACAAGCCACCGAACAGGCCUCACGAGACACGGUUACAACAUCCAAGAUGCGAGCGAGGAAAAAAGAACGGCGACGUACAUCUUCGCGCAGAGGAAUCUGCUUGGUCACGGAAAGAGGACUCGACUUGGACUCGAACCUGGACUCGAACCUGGACUCGGUUUGGACUCGAGGUGGACUCGAGCUGGACUCGAACCUGGACUCGAACCUGGACUCGAACCUGGACUCGAAGCUGGACUCGAAGCUGGACUCGAAGCUGGACUCGGUUUGGACUCGAGGUGGACUCGAAGCUGGACUCAAACCCUCGGCUGGGACUCGACUCUGGACUUGA
Cryphonectria parasitica EP155 is the source of this 534-nucleotide messenger RNA. RefSeq lists its product as uncharacterized. The coding region runs from base 1 to 534 and encodes 177 amino acids. The transcript has 3 exons. The record is from RefSeq and is a predicted model, not a curated record. NCBI's taxonomy places the organism in Eukaryota, Fungi, Ascomycota, Sordariomycetes, Diaporthales, Cryphonectriaceae.